Etheostoma spectabile (orangethroat darter) is the source of this 1193-nucleotide messenger RNA. RefSeq names its product proline rich membrane anchor 1 (gene prima1). The record is from RefSeq and is a predicted model, not a curated record. NCBI's taxonomy places the organism in Eukaryota, Metazoa, Chordata, Actinopteri, Perciformes, Percidae.
AAGCGGAGGGUGAAUUUGUUUGAGCACACGCUGUCAGGAUGAGCUGAUGUGAGCGCUGCAUCAAGUGCGCGGUGGUGAUGCUCCCGUGUUAAACAGCCCGCUGUAUUUUGGCACAGAGGGGGAUGCAUCAGUUUAACCCUCGGCUCUACCCUCCGGACUCGCCCAUACAGUGUUCAGCCUAGAUAAGUUGAGGGGAUGUGUGAUCCUAUUGUGAGGAAUCCUGCCGCACGAUAUUCCUGAGGAUCUCUCUCUGUUCGUUUUUUUCAUCAACUUCGAUGGCUUGAGUGGCCCAUUUGCACUCAUGCUUACAGCCGAGGAGGGAUGUAAGGUACGGGCCAUCUACCGCCCUCACAUUGCACGGAGUAGCGGCGUGAUUCAGGUCGCUAUCUGAGUGCUAAUAAGAAAAAAAACUACUUUCGAGAUGUGAAUUGUCGAGAUUUGCUACUCAUUCCACCGGCUCGCCUGUCCUAUGCUAUCGACAACGGGAUUUCAAGAGGAAAAUGAUUGUGGCAUAAACUAUUUCUGGAGUAGAUUGUCACAGAUAUCGCCGCUGAACUGGACAGGGUGGAUGGUUAUUUCCCAAACAGUUCAAGCCUAUGUAUACUGCAUUCAUUUAUUGGAAUCGCUGCCUAUUAUCUUCGAGAACAGCGCAAGAGGAAUGCUGGUCCAAGAUCUAAUGCCAUUUACUUUAAGUUUUUGGCCUUUUUUCUUCGGUCAUUGCUUUCUCUCACUGUUUUUGCUCUCAUGCCAGGGAGAACUCCAGAGGUCAUGCUCACGGACUGUGGCGGAGAAAGUUAGUGAACAGUGCCAGCUGCCAUGCCACUGUAGAAGAUACCCUCCCCUUCCUCCUCCACCGCCUCCACCACCUCCCCCACGGCUACUGGGCACCACAGUGGCAGAGCCCAUGGUGCCCUUGUUGAGGCCCUGGUGGAUGGAGAUGGACAUUGUAGUGCUUGGAACGGUGGGUUGUGCCUCGGUUGUCUUCCUCCUCUCAGCCAUCAUCAUCUGCUACAAGGCCAUCAAAAGGAAACCACUACGAAAAGAAGAGAACGGGACAAGUCGCGGGGAAUAUGCCAUGAGCAUCCGUAACAAGAAGGCCAUGGUUACAAACAACACUGUAGUAUAGACUGUCUCCUGGUAGACGCAGGAAGUGACAUCAACAUUACGAUCUCUCACCUUACACCCCCCCCCCC